Molecule: messenger RNA, 1677 nt
Organism: Penicillium atrosanguineum
Lineage: Eukaryota; Fungi; Ascomycota; Eurotiomycetes; Eurotiales; Aspergillaceae
Product: fatty acid desaturase
Exons: 2
Coding region: 1-1677 (558 amino acids)
Biological process (GO): lipid metabolic process
Cellular component (GO): membrane
Molecular function (GO): oxidoreductase activity, acting on paired donors, with oxidation of a pair of donors resulting in the reduction of molecular oxygen to two molecules of water
Source: RefSeq, a predicted model, not a curated record
AUGGAGAAGCCCGCCCUCCGCUCGUCCCGGAAGGACACUUUGUUGAGUCGCCGGUUCAUCGAAGGCUUGAUUGCAGAGGGCAAGCAUGUCAUCAUCUAUGAAGGUCGCGUCCUCAAGGUAGACGCCUGGAUCAAAUACCACCCCGGCGGAGACAAGGCGAUCAAGCACAUGGUCGGCAGGGAUGCAACGGACGAGAUCAAUGCAUUACAUUCUAAGGAAGCUACCGAGCGCAUGCCUUCCUACCAGAUCGGACGGAUUGAAGGCCUCUGGUCCAACUUCCUUCCCCCGAUUCAAGGCGGCAAGUUCCGCCUGUACACAGACGACGCAUGCUCGAGUGAGGAGGACUUGAGCAGCCGAGACAACUCUAGCCAGGAUGGAUCCCUUCCGCCUUCCCCAAUCUUUGAUGCGAUCGAUUCGAAGCCCGUUCGCCGCAGAAACGCAUCGCAAGGAACCGACAAUUCUAGUUCUACUCCUGCAACUCAAGACUCCCAGCCGAAGCCGGCCUUCCUGGACGCUCGAACACAAAAGGAAAUUGACUUUGACAUUGCCAAAUACCCUUCGCUGGAUACUACAAACCAGGAAAGCAUCAAGCAGAAAUACCGCGCCCUACAUGACCAUUUCCAAGCCGUGGGCCUGUUCAAAUGCAACUACUUCUCCUACUUUAUCGAACUCUGUCGAUAUACACUCCUCGCAGGCCUAUCAUACUUCUUUCUUCAAAUUGGCUGGUGGGCCAGUUCCGGAUUCUUCCUCGGAUGCUUCUGGCAACAGCUUGUUUUCACAGCCCAUGAUGCCGGCCACAUGGGUAUCACACACAAUUUCCACAUCGACACCACAAUCGGCAUCAUAAUUGCUGACUGGAUUGGAGGACUAAGUCUGGGAUGGUGGAAGCGGAGCCACAAUGUGCACCAUAUUGUCACCAAUGAGCCCGAGCACGACCCCGACAUCGAGCACAUGCCCUUCUUCGCCAUUUCCCACCGCUUCUUCACCAGUCUCCAGAGUACCUACUACGACCGGCAAAUGACCUUCGACGCCCCGUCCAGAUGGAUGCUCAAGAUUCAGAACUACUCAUACUACCCCAUCAUGGCGCUGGCCCGCUUCAACCUCUACCGCCUUAGCUGGGAAUACCUGUUGAAGGGCCAGGCCCCAAGGAAGGGACCUGCUUGGUGGCACAUCUACUUCGAGAUCGCUGGCCAGAUUUUCUUCUGGUACUGGUAUGUCUACCUCGUGCUGUACAAGUCGAUUCCGGACGCUAGCAGCCGCUUCAUCUUCCUCAUGGUGUCUCACAUCGUGUCCUCGCCCUUGCAUGUGCAAAUUACACUAUCCCACUUCGCCAUGUCCACUGCCGACCUGGGUGUUCACGAGUCCUUUCCCCAGAAGAUGCUUCGCACCACUAUGGAUGUUGACUGCCCUACCUGGCUGGAUUUCUUCCACGGUGGGCUCCAGUUCCAGGCAAUUCACCACCUCUACCCUCGCAUGCCACGCCACAACCUUCGUCGCGCCCAGAAGCACAUUCUGGAAUUCUGCAAAGACACAGGUAUCCCCUAUGCCAUUUUUACCUUUUAUGAUGGAAACAAGGAAGUCAUCGGCCGGCUAGGUGAUAUUGCAAAGCAGGUCCGUCUCAUGGAGGAGUGUCGCAAGUCAAUUGCGCAGGAGGGUGUCUUUUCGCAUCACCAGUAG